Molecule: messenger RNA, 958 nt
Organism: Drosophila navojoa
Lineage: Eukaryota; Metazoa; Arthropoda; Insecta; Diptera; Drosophilidae
Source: RefSeq, a predicted model, not a curated record
CAUCCAUGGCACAAGCCACAUGGCUGGCAGCAGUUGUCGAGUGUGGACCGACGCAAGAGGCGUUGGCCAACAUGCAGAAACAGCGCUAUGUCAAGAGUCCCUAAAUGACGACCAGCGCGAAUUAGUGCAACUGAUGCAAUGUGAGAAUGUGGUUGGGAAAUAUGUAGACCCAGAUGAACCGGUGAACUGGCGGGGCGAUCCAACCGAUUCAUGCACCAACCAUGGAGGGGAAGCUUUUCAGAUUUCAAGUACAAAGAUUACAGCCCCCUGCUGCAGGGAAUGCUGGCUACGCGGCGCAGCAGUGCAGGGAAAGCAGCUAACCUCGUUAAGAAGAGACAAACCCUCGCAUAAGCAGGCCGUUCGCUUGGACUCGGAGACCUAUGUGGGUCGUGUGUUCCCCAUGAAGUUUCGUCUACGUCGAGCGGCAUGCAGGUGUCGCAAUUGUAAUCGGGAACUGGCGCUACACGAAACAGUGACUGGCAAUGAGGAUAUGCUAUUGUUGUCCGAUUGCUGCACCGUCAAGAUAGAGUCACACAAGCAGAUCGAGAAUUGGAAUCGUGUUCCUGUCGGCUUAAUAACGGGAAAGCAAAAAAUUUCCAAAAGGACUCUGACAGAAAGCUGUAAGGAAGAUAAAAAAUCCGUGACAUUACCACGUCCAGCUGCCAAAGAUCCUGUGAGGAAAUCGAACAAAAGAAGAGCAACUAAAUAUGUAAAGAGCGAUAAGUCCGGAGCACAGUCGAAAAAGUCAAAAAUUUGAAUUCAAAUUGAAACGGCUUUAGAAACAGAUUGCAAUGCAAUUUUGAAUAGAGUUCUCAGUUAAGGCCUAUAGAUGAACGCCGAUUAUUGAAAUUGCACAAUUUUGAUUUGCUUUUCAUUUAUAUGUUUUAACUCAAAAUUUCUAUUUAAAAAUGUCUCUAAAGUAGCUUCAAUGCGAGAGCAAAGUAUAUAUUUUUUUUUU